AUGGGUGUCGUUGUGGAAAAUGCAAAUUUUUCAAUUCGCUUUUCAUUGACAUGUUUGAAAAUCUUCGGUUUGUGGGCGCCGGACGGGCUGGAGGGGUGGAAACGAGUGUUGUAUAACUGUCACACUGUAUGCGUGUUCAUGCUGCUUUUGGGUAUAUACAUAAUAACCCAGCUGGUGGACCUGUGUAUGAUUUGGGGUAAUCUGCCCCUGAUGACGGCCACCGCCUUCCUGAUGUGCACGAACCUGGUGCACUCCGUCAAGAUCCUUAACCUUCUAGUGAGGAGGGAGAGGAUUCGACGUAUCGUGGAAGAGAAUGAUGAAAUGCUGAAAGGCGCUGAUACUGACGAAGAAUUGGAGAUUGUACAGAGCUGUAACAGAGGAACAAACAUCCACCUUUUCACAUUCUUCUCCCUGUCGAUGUUGACGCUAGUUGGGUUCACGGUUGCCGCUUCGCUGGAAUCCCAAGAUAACCAGUUACCAUAUCGAGCAUGGUAUCCAUAUGACACAUCCAAGUCUCCCGCCUACGAGCUAACAUACACUCACCAGGUGACCGCCAUCAUCCCGGCAGCUUGCCUAAACGUCAGCAAGGACUUGCUGGUGGUGACGCUGAUAGCGCAGUGCCGCUGUCGGCUGCGGCUGGUCUCCCAGCGGUUGAGGUGCUUGUGUGCUGAUCUGUGCGUGGAAAAUGGGCGUCUCACAGCAAUGCAAGAGAGUUUGGUCAUGAACCGGCUCAGCAAUUGCGUCCAGCAGCACCAGGCCGCGCUGCAGGCGGUGGAGCAGCUGCAGGAGUGCUUCUCGGAGCCAACCUUCGCCCAGUUCACUGUGUCGCUCGUCAUCAUUUGUGUUACUGCUUUUCAGUUAACCUUUCUUACCAAUAACUUGGUACGAAUGAUGUCCAUGGCGUGCUACCUCUGCACCAUGUCGGAGCAGGUCUUCAUCUACUGCUAUGAGGGGAACGAGCUUGCCGUUGAGAGUGAGCAAGUUUGCGGCGCGGUGUACCAGUUCCCGUGGUACAGCUGCAGCGCGGCGCUGCGCCGCUCCGCGCUGGUGGUGAUGACGCGCUGCCGCCGCGCCGCCAGCCUCUCCGCCGCCGGCUUCACCACGCUGUCCCUCACGUCUUUUAGAAGUAUUAUGAAAGCUUCGUACACCUUCUUCACGGUUCUACGUCAAGUAAAUGAACGAAACUAA
Molecule: messenger RNA, 1188 nt
Organism: Zerene cesonia (dogface butterfly)
Lineage: Eukaryota; Metazoa; Arthropoda; Insecta; Lepidoptera; Pieridae
Product: odorant receptor 2a-like
Exons: 8
Coding region: 1-1188 (395 amino acids)
Biological process (GO): detection of chemical stimulus involved in sensory perception of smell; sensory perception of smell
Cellular component (GO): plasma membrane
Molecular function (GO): olfactory receptor activity; odorant binding
Source: RefSeq, a predicted model, not a curated record